AUGUUUCUCAUAUGCGUGCCUGGAAACCUGUGCCCUCCGGAGAGCUUUGAUGCUUUGCCACCAGAUAAAUACGUCUACGAGUGGAUGCGUCUAGAUCCGAUUCCUUCUUUGCAAGAAGCCGCCUUUGAACUGCUGAAAAUAGCUACGCUAUAUGAUAACGUAAUCCUGGUCGGACAUUCGACAGGAGGGAUUAUUUGUAUGCAAGCAGCACUCUUUGACUCAACUGGAAUGAUCAAAGGUAUGGUGCUUGUGAAUACGGGGGCAAACACUAACGGUCAUAAGGAUAUUAGAAGCCAUGUGAAAGAGCUAAGCAGCCAGCCUAUCACCGACGUCUUUAUAGACCAAUAUCUUGCUGCUAGAGUGCAGAGUAUUGACUCCGUCAGUGCAAACAUCUUGGUUGCCUUCCAAGAAUACUAUAAGUCACUUAGCGAGCCUAGUAUACGUGCCGCAAAAAUGCUUCAAUCUCAAGUGGACACAGAUUUGAUACCUGAACUGAAAAGAAUCAAGAUUCCUGUUCUUAUUGUCCACGGUAUUCUUGACAAGGUGCGUCCAGUGCGUUUUGCAGAAGAGAUACAUAGCCAUCUUUCUAACUCAAGCCUCCGGACUUUGCCUUGUGGUCAUUGUCCCAACAUAGAGAUGCCUAGUAAGUUUGCCCAGGAAGUGUUAGAAUAUGUCUCCAAGUUGAGCGACAGGAAUGUGAUGUAG
This is a messenger RNA of Ogataea haglerorum, 705 nucleotides long. RefSeq lists its product as uncharacterized. The coding region runs from base 1 to 705 and encodes 234 amino acids. The record is from RefSeq and is a predicted model, not a curated record. The transcript has a single exon. NCBI's taxonomy places the organism in Eukaryota, Fungi, Ascomycota, Pichiomycetes, Pichiales, Pichiaceae.